UUUCGCUUUAUUAAAAAAUUAUUUGAAAAUACGUUAGAACCGUAAUAUCUCGUGCUUUUUAAUAAAAUAUUUAUAAAAUGGAUGACGGUCUUGCUGAACUGCGAGCUAAGAGGAUGCAAGAGUUGCAAGGACAAUAUGGUGGCAGAGAUAUGGAACAACAGAAACAGAAGCAAGCACAACAAGAAAGACAGCAAGAGAUGGUGAACAGUAUUCUGUCUCAGAUUCUCGAUCAAAACGCAAGAGCUCGAUUGAACAACCUUGCACUUGUAAAACCUGAGAAGUCGAAGAAAGUUGAGCAAAUGUUGGUGCAGAUGGCACAGCGUGGACAGAUUGUUGAGCAAAUGAAUGAACAACAAUUGACGGAACUUCUCGGGAAAAUCAGUGAAACUUCCCAGAAAACAACAGUAAAGUUCGAAAGAAGAAGAGUAAUGGAUUCUGAUUCUGAUUGAUUUUAUAUUAUUUCUAUCUUCAUUUGCAUGUUAGUGUGGAGUUCUCGCCAUAGAUAUCAUAUAUAUCUACGAUGCUGCUGUGUGUUGUUACAUGCAAGCUGUCCGAGCGACAACCAACUUUAUUGCUUAACUGAAUAAAUAACGUUGUGAGUUCCAGG
Molecule: messenger RNA, 607 nt
Organism: Ciona intestinalis (vase tunicate)
Lineage: Eukaryota; Metazoa; Chordata; Ascidiacea; Phlebobranchia; Cionidae
Source: RefSeq, a predicted model, not a curated record